Cynoglossus semilaevis (tongue sole) is the source of this 3068-nucleotide messenger RNA. RefSeq names its product solute carrier family 18 member 3b (gene slc18a3b). Lineage: Eukaryota; Metazoa; Chordata; Actinopteri; Pleuronectiformes; Cynoglossidae. Gene Ontology annotation, molecular function: acetylcholine transmembrane transporter activity; xenobiotic transmembrane transporter activity. The coding region runs from base 659 to 2227 and encodes 522 amino acids. The transcript has a single exon. The record is from RefSeq and is a predicted model, not a curated record. Gene Ontology annotation, cellular component: AP-1 adaptor complex; AP-2 adaptor complex; terminal bouton. Gene Ontology annotation, biological process: xenobiotic transport; chemical synaptic transmission; transmembrane transport.
GAUGUAAUAUUCCCGCUGGCUCUUAUUGGUUGAAGUGAUCGCAGUCGUUGUUGAUAAUUAACAUAAAGAGAACAAGUGACGAAGUGAUCCACCUGGGGGCAAACUGGCGGUGCGUCACAGCUCUUGGUGAAAGGGGGAGAAAAAAAAACCCCCGUCUAAAAUAGCGCCGAUCCUGCGGGUUAAUGUGCGCCAACGACCACAAAGUCACUCGUGGUCUCAGGGCAGAGCGCACGAGCGCCACAGGUGAUUGAAGAUUAGAUUGGAUUUUCUGUAGAAAUAAGAAACUGAGAGUAUUUUAGGUUAAGGCAACGCUGCAAACAAAAAAGUGCGAUGUAAGUAGUAGAGGAGAGUCCCAAACCACUUCGAUGCAGAAAGUCUGCGACUUUACAACGUCACUUCUCGGCAGAUCAUACAACAAAAUCGGAUGGGGCUGAGGCGAGGAAGAGUUGAGGCAGCGGAGGAAAUGCAUCUGCACCCAUGAAGCAGCCAAGUGCCUCUGCGCCUCUCCCUUUACGCACAGGCGAGGCGAGGACGGAGAGCAGCACAUCAAUGUAGAGUUAGACACCAGUGAGUCAUCUGAGGUGCUAAAAGCUCGGCAGCGGACAGGAAGAAAGCACAAAGACUAUUUUCUUAAGCAAACAACUUUUUAAAGCACAAUAUGGAUGAAGAAGGGAAAUCCUCCGGGCUGGCUAAAUCAGCCGCAGUAAAACUCUCUCAGAUGAGCCAAAGAACCAAGCAGUUAGGAACCGCGAUCAAGGAUCCUCACCAGCAAAGACGGAUCGUCUUAGUGAUCGUCUGUGUGGCUCUUCUGCUGGACAAUAUGCUCUACAUGGUCAUCGUGCCAAUUAUUCCAGACUAUCUGGCAGAACUGGAGAGUGAGCAGUCUGAGCACGUCCACGUAGUGAUGCACCCCAACAUCUCAGCCAACAGCACAAGCCAGGGCAAAAUCAACAAGAACAAUUUGGAUGUCCAGAUUGGAGUACUGUUCGCUUCCAAAGCCAUCCUGCAGCUGAUAGUCAACCCGCUGUCGGGAACUUUCAUAGACAGGGUCGGCUAUGACCUGCCACUUCUCAUCGGACUCAUGGUCAUGUUCAUGUCCACCUGCAUCUUUGCAUUCGCGGAGAACUACGCCACGCUGUUUGUGGCCAGAAGUUUACAAGGUCUGGGGUCUGCUUUUGCGGACACGUCCGGACUGGCCAUGAUUGCUGACAAGUACACGGAGGAGUCAGAGAGGAGCAGGGCGCUCGGCAUCGCCCUGGCGUUCAUCUCUUUCGGGAGUCUGGUCGCGCCUCCCUUCGGGGGAAUCCUGUACGAGUUUGCCGGCAAGAGAGUGCCCUUCAUCGCGCUCGCCUGCGUUUGCCUGGCGGACGGCUUUCUGUUCCUGACCGUGCUAAAGCCGUUCUCCAGCAGGACUAGAGAGAACAUGCCGGUCGGCACCCCCAUUUACAGACUCAUGAUCGACCCCUACAUCGCUGUGGUGGCCGGGGCGCUCACAGUGUGCAACAUCCCCCUGGCCUUUCUGGAGCCCACCAUCGCCAACUGGAUGGAGAGCACCAUGCACUCCUCUCAGUGGGAGAUGGGACUGACCUGGCUGCCGGCCUUCUUCCCUCAUGUCAUCGGUGUGUACAUUACAGUUAAACUGGCAGCGAAGCAUCCACAUUUACAGUGGUUCUACGGAGCAGUGGGCAUGGUCAUCAUAGGGGCCAGCUCCUGCACCGUCCCCGCAUGUAAAACUUUUGGGCAGCUCAUCGCGCCUCUGUGCGGCAUUUGUUUCGGCAUCGCGCUCGUGGACACUGCGCUGCUGCCCACACUCGCGUUUUUAGUCGACAUGCGCCAUUCCUCUGUGUACGGCAGCAUUUACGCCAUAGCAGAUAUUUCCUACUCUGUAGCUUAUGCCAUGGGUCCAAUAGUGGCCGGGCAGAUAGUGCACAAUCUGGGGUUCGUCCAGCUCAACCUGGGCAUGGGUCUCGUCAAUGUGCUUUACGCACCAGCACUGCUGCUGCUGCGCAACGUGUGCCAAAUGAAACCUUCCUACUCCGAGAGAGAUAACCUGUUAGAGGAUGCUCCUCAGGGGCUGUACGAUACGAUCAAGAUGGAGGAGAGGAGAGCUAAAAAGAAGGGCUACAACUCUGCAGGAAACUGCCUGACAGUAGAUGAAAACGGGUUCGAGCCGUUCGGAGCACAGCGCUCUCUGUCGGAGGAGUCGUCCGGCCCGGAGUACACUUAGACCGGUUACACUGACACAUUGGCGCCGGAGAGACGCGGUUUGGUUCAAGUGAUUUUUAACUUUUGCGUUGAGUUCCGACGUGCAAUACGAACAGCCUGUCACUGUUUGUUCGUUUUAUUUCACUGUGAUCACAUUGUGUCAUACGAGUCUAUGUAUCGUUUGUCAUGGACGUGGAGUUUUGUGAAAGGUCUCUCGGAUACCCUUGCAUUUGUGUGUUGUAAAAAAUAAUAUAUAUAAAAAAUAAACUAGAUUAAUAUGCGUACGACAUUGUAUGGGACCAACUUUAAAGAGCACAUUUUCCCUGUUACACAAAAGUAGCCUAUAUUUUUAUUCUCGGAGGAAACUCUUUUUACUUGCACAUCUAAGGCCUCUUCUCCUUAUUUAUUGUCUUACGAUACAAAAGAAAAAUACGUUUUUUAUUUAUUUAAUUUAAUUUUAGAUUUUUGUCUGUUAUUAAAAAAGCUAACUUUGUACAUAUGUGGAUAUAAAGGCACAAUGUAAAUUGUUUUAGGGGAAAAAAAUACACGGACCUCUGUUAAAGCGAGUGUGUGCGGUUGUGCUCACGCGUGUGUGCGUGAUUUUUCUUUUCUUUUUUUGGUCAAGAUGUGUCUAAUAAAGUCAGUCUCCUUAUGAUGCACAAACAUGUAGGCUGUUCAUUUACCAACUGUGGUUUUAAUAAUAAAUAUGUUUGGACCUGUGACACCUGUGCCUUUUCUUUCUCAGUCUCACUUCAUCUUCAACAUCACCGUCAAUCUAACCACAUUUAAAAAAAUAAAAUUAUCGGAACGAUAUCGCAGCGAAUUAAGAUUUUAAUUAUGGAGGACUUUGUAAAUACGUGACG